GUAAUGCCAACCAACAGCCACAAUGCAAAUCGAGGCGGUAAGAAUGAAAACGAAGCUGAUUUUACCUACAUUUCUGUUCUGUUUAAGUUCAUGUUGCAUCAUUUGUUGUAGUUUUUAGUUUUCAGUUUCUAAAAACUGUUGUUUUUAUUUUAUUUUAGUUAGCAUAAUUGUUUUUUCACUCCUAUUGUUAGUUUUGGUUAACUAUAGUAACCCUGGAGGGCACUUCAAGUUCCAUGAACUGGUGUUUUUAUUUUAAUAUCAGUGAAGACGCAUCAUAUGCACGUGUUUAGUUUGAGACUAAAUUUGGGUUGUUAUACAUCUCAUAUAAAUCAGUUUACAGAGUUAGUGCAAUGCUUCGUAUUACAACAGUUAAAUCUGCGUCCCCGAGGACCAUGCGUUAAAACCUGUCCUUAUGCCACAUAACAGCUUUACAUAUGCUUUUAUAAGUAAUCUAGAACAGACAGACCAAUCUGUCUGUGUGCGCAGAGCGUUCAGUGAAAUGUCCAAUGAAAUGUGAAAGUGUUGUAUUAGACCAUGACUAACCCUUAUUAGGGUUAUUGACUGCAUGUCCUGUAGAUUUUGGCUGCUUAACAAAUCGACCACAGAGUAGACAAAAAAAGAUUGCAGAAAGGACAAAGUAAGUUGGGGGUGGCGCCGCAGUGGUGUAGUGGUUAGUGCUCCUGCUUCACGAUAAGAAGAUCCUGGGUCUUUUCUGUGUGGAGUUCGUACCGAGGGCAAAAACGGUCCAAGAGCAUGUAGGAUCGGUUGAUUGGUGAAUCUAAAUCGGCCCUGUAGUUGUGUGAGUGUGUGCAGCGACUGCCCAAGGUAGGUUCCUGCUUGCACCAAUUGUUCCCGGGAUAAGCUCUGGUCCCCCUGUGACCCCAGUUAGGAUUAAGCAGUUCCAGAAGAUGGACAGAGAAAUUUAAUUGCAUUUUGGUCACAGUCUAAAAUGAGACCAAAAUUUCCACUGCUGUCUCAAGACAGACAGAAAAUUACUAGCACUAGAAGUACAUUACAACAAGCAGUGUGAACCACACCACCAGGAGAUGAGGGCCCAUCUGAAGCCUCAGUUAUAUCUGGCUGAAAGUUCUGUACUAGUAGGUCUCUAAUCUUGUUCUAAUUGAAGGAAACAGCUCUGGUGUGGCAGUUAAUUAAGCUGUCUUCGCCUAAUUUAAGGCAUAUUAGUUGCAGUAGUUCUUGGACAUUUUGUUAAUUUUUUAUUUGAUUUUGUAAACUGUUUUUGUGAUUUUGAAGAUAAUUCAUUCACUCAGUUGCAGGAGCUGUAGGUAUUCUAAUUACAUCAUACAGCCUCAAACCAAGCUAUUUCAUCAUUUGCACAUCUUGCAUUUUUUUAUGUACAGAUGCCACCAGAAAGACGCCCCAUUUUCUAGAUUGAUGUGCAUUAAAAUAUAAGAUUGAAAAAUGACAAAAGAGACAGCAUUAUUCAUUCAGUACAAGGUCGGAUAACGCUCACAAAUGCUUAAUUAGCUGCAGGGACAAUGAGCUGUUUCCUUCAAUCAGGACAAGAUUAGACGUCUGCUAGAGGAGAACAUUCAGCUUUAUAUAAAUUAGAUUUUGGGACAAGGACCAAACACAGUAACUUAUGUAACUAAAGCAAGACCAUGGGACUGCAGAGUAGCAUUGUAGUAGUACUGCUCUUAUUUGGUUGGGUUUGUAAUGCUUGGCCUCCUUUGAAAAUGAGCCCAGCGGUUACUCUAUACCCUGUGUCUAUAAAGUCAAAUAUAGAAGCACAGACUGCAAUAGCUGCUGUCUCUAAGGCACAGACACAGUUAGGGCAGUCAGUAGCAGCUGCCAUCUCUCGGGUGCAAGCAGCGUUGGGACAGGUGAGGCCGAUGGUAGCUACCACAACAGCUUCUGUCCCCCUGGGCCAAGUACAAUUUGGGAAGCGAGAACCACCAUCAGCCACUGGUUCCCAGGGCCUGCUACAACUUGGCCAGGUGGGGCCAGCUGUGGCUGCCUCCCCCCCAGCGCAGACAAGUCCCAAUGCUGUCAAGGCAACAUGUAGUGAGAGCUCGGUUAUUGUGGAAGUGCAGAGAGACCUGAUGGGCACUGGCCGACUGGUCCAGCCUGCCGAUAUAACGUUGGGAGGCUGUGCAGCAGUGGCACAGGAUGCUUCUGCUCAGGUUCUGAGGUUUGAGUCUAAGCUGCAAGAUUGUGGGAGCCAACUGAUGAUGACUGACAACUCUCUCGUGUACACCUUCGCCCUGAUCUAUGUUCCUACUGGAAUCGGUGGCACACCUAUUGUACGGACUAAUGGUGCUGUGCUCAGUAUUGAGUGCCACUAUUUGAGGAAGCACAAUGUGAGCAGUAAUGCACUGGUGCCAACUUGGGUUCCCUUCUCUACUACAAAGGCUGCCGAGGACAUCCUGGUCUUCUCACUUAAGCUCAUGGCUGAUGACUGGCAGCUUGAAAGAACCUCAAAUGCCUUCUUCCUGGGGGAUCUCCUGAACAUUGAAGCCUCUGUGACUGUGGCAAACCACCAUCCCCUUCGGGUGUCUGUGGACAGCUGUGUGGCCACGUCAACCUCGGAUGUGACUUCUGUCCCUAGAUAUGACUUGGUGGUAAACCAUGGCUGCCUGAGUGACAGCAAGCUGCCUGGCUCCAAUUCCCACUUCCUACCCCAAAAGCAGGAUGACAAGCUGCAGAUGCAGCUGGAUGCCUUCAGGUUCUUGCAGGCCACUAGCAAUUUGAUCUAUAUUACUUGCCUUUUGAAAGCAACAGUAGCAUCUGGGCCUACAGAUGAGACGCACAAGGCCUGUUCUUUCUCUUCUACCAGGUGGACAGCUGCAGAUGGUAAUGACCAGGUGUGUGGCUGCUGUGACGCCGACUGCAGUCCCAGGAAAGCAAGAGAUCUGACUCUGUGGUGGGAAAGUACAGCUACCGUGGGCCCAUUUUCUGUGGCUGAGAAGCCUCUGCUGCAUGGUGGUCAUCAGGCCCCAGGAGCUGAGAUGUCCAAGGUAGAGGACCAAACUGCUCACACUGGUGUUUCCCCCGAGUACAUGGCUUUGGCUGGAGUGCUUGCUGCAGUUGCACUGCUGGUCGUUGGUGUUCUGGGGUUUGUGCUACAUUGGAAAUGAGUUUCUAACUGUCCUCAAGAAUAAAACUCAUUAACUGUUUGUCCUCAACAA
Molecule: messenger RNA, 3149 nt
Organism: Brienomyrus brachyistius
Lineage: Eukaryota; Metazoa; Chordata; Actinopteri; Osteoglossiformes; Mormyridae
Product: zona pellucida sperm-binding protein 3-like
Exons: 9
Coding region: 1623-3098 (491 amino acids)
Biological process (GO): egg coat formation; positive regulation of acrosome reaction; binding of sperm to zona pellucida
Cellular component (GO): extracellular matrix
Molecular function (GO): acrosin binding
Source: RefSeq, a predicted model, not a curated record